AUAAUAAUAAAAUAAAAUAUUCAUUAAAGAAAAAAAAAUGAACAGAACAUGUGUAAUGAUUUCCAAUUCCAAAAAAACCUGUGAAUUAUUAUCAGUGGUGUAUUGCAAGAGGACCUUUUGCAAGCCUAUAAUACUUUAACCGCUCCAAAAAUUGUAAAAGGAUCGAUCCAAUGCUGGAAACAUGCAACAAAAUAUGGUGGAAUCUAUGCAAAGAUCUUCUGCUAUCAGCAGUUGACUGGUGGCUGUGGUAGGGUAGUCUAAGAAAGAAAGAAGAAAAAAAAAAGCCCUUUAGUUUAGUGUAUGGUUUCAUUCACAUGGGACCCCUGAACUCUCGUUGAUCUCUUUAAAACAGGAAUUGAGGUCCCACAUAUACCCUACCAAACCCAAACAACAGAACACCCCCCUCUAAUAUUGACAAAGUUCUAAUAAAUGCGUGAAAGCCCCUAAAAAGAUAAUGAGUAAUGUGAAAGUGAAGAAAUUGUGAAGGGAUGCCUCCUUUUUCAUGAUUGACUUAGGCUUGAUGCAGUUUAGAAGAACUAAGAAUAUCUUAUUUUAUGUCUCGGUCAUGAGUCAUAAGACUCAUAACUCGUAAGUAAAGCCUUUCCCUUAGGAUCCUUUCCACCAUUGCACCAAAUUUAACCAACUAAAACCACAAAUAAAUAAACAAAAACCUGCCACAUGAAUCCAAUAAAACCCACCUACCCUCAACUGCCGUUGCCUUCACGAGUGCUUCAUUUGUGACCCAUUUUUCUCUUAACCCUUCACCCCAUCCCCAUGCAUGAGUCCUUGAGUCCCCAUUACUCCCUUAGAUAUAGGCAUUUUCCCUUUGACUUCAAUUGCACCCCUCAACCUCAUCCCACAAUGCAUGACAAAUACAUUUAUUUACUAGAGCCAGCAACAACAAGCACCCCUAAUUUAUUAUUCUCUUCAUUUUCACGUAAACAUUUCCACAUCAAGUUGCAAAGAAACCACACCAAGUAGAAGAACAAAACAAGAUUUUUAUUCAACAUUUCACAAACCGGAUCUUGACUGUUUUGUUGGGUCCCCUCCUCCCAAAAUCUCAUUUUAAGUUCAAAGUUCAAACCUUUUCCGCAAAAAUAAUAAACCCUUUUCCCCAUUCAAGCAAACCACACUGACUUCACUUUCAUUACUUCAUCCCCCUCAAAUGCCGACUCAAACCGAGUCACCCAGCAACUCACUGAGUCAACUCGCUGAGAACAUGUUCUCCGACAACAACCGCAACAUCAUGCUCGCAGCAAUUAUUUUCUUGCUCCUAGUUAUCCUCUUCGUCCUCCUACUCCAUGUGUACGCCAAAUGGUUCUUAUUCCAGGUACAAUCACGUUCCCAGACUCGGCGGCGGCGAACUCCGGUGACCGUCUCCGGCGUUCUGGAACCUUCCCAUUUCCACAGCAUCAACAUAGAAGCCUCACCCACGUGCUCCAAAGGCCUUGAUUCGGCCACACUUUCGGCGAUUCCCUUGUUUGUGCAAGGACCAGAGAAAACAGAGGAAACGGAGGAAUUGGAAUGUGUCAUUUGCUUGAGCGUUAUUGAGGAGGGUGAGAUAGGAAGGAGAUUGCCGAAGUGUGGCCACGCUUUUCACAUGGAGUGCAUUGAUAUGUGGUUGAGUUUACAUUGCAAUUGUCCAAUUUGUAGAGCUCCUAUUGUUGUUAGUGGCGAUUCUCAUUUGGGUUCUGUUGAUGGUGAUAGUGAUGGUGUGGUUGAGAUUGGGGUUGUUACACCGGGUUAUGAGAUUAGUGGGAGUGAACAUGGUGGGGUUAGUGGUUCUGUUCCUGAAGCUUCUUCAUCUUUGUUGGGUUUCUCUCUGAAGAGAUUGCUGAGUAAGGUUUUUCUGUCACCUGAUCAUGUAACUGAAUUAGAUGGUUCACAUUGAUAUGUGAACUUUUCUCAAAUGUUUACAUUUACACACUUUUUUUUGGUUGGCUAUGAUAUGUUUCUUCUAUAUGUGAAAUUGUUUGGUUUCUUUUGGAGAUGUCUAGUUUCUUUCUUUUUGUUUUCCUUUCAAAUCACUGGGAGAGUUAAAUUAUACUCCCAAAUUCAUAGAAAAAUAUGCAAGAGCAAGUUUCAUUGGUC
Glycine soja is the source of this 2091-nucleotide messenger RNA. Its product is annotated as RING-H2 finger protein ATL63-like. The record is from RefSeq and is a predicted model, not a curated record. The transcript has a single exon. Lineage: Eukaryota; Viridiplantae; Streptophyta; Magnoliopsida; Fabales; Fabaceae. Bases 1166 to 1891 code for a protein of 241 amino acids.